CGCCCAUAGAUAUAUAGCUAGACUGAGAGGGCAAAUGUACUAGGGAACAACAAAAAACGCAAGGUCAAGAUCCGCCCAGGGGCGCGACACCUUCGUUAACCUGGAGGUAACCACAAUCAGGCUGUUUGUUUGCGUCUUUUUCCAGCAGAGGCGAUACAGAGACAAUGUUGGACAGGGGCCUGUUGUUCCUACUGCUACAGGGAGUGGGUGUUCUGGGCCAGGAGUGUGCCGUGGGGAAAUAUGGAGAACACUGUCAACUGAACUGCAGCCGUCACUGUGCCCCUUAUUCCGGCCAGGAUGUUCACUGUCACAGACACAGUGGCAAGUGUUCUGAAGGAUGCAUCCCGGGCUGGUACGGUGAUCAGUGCCAACUGUCCUGUAGCAGGAACUGUCAGCAGCACAUCUGUAGUCAGCAGACUGGUCACUGUACCUUGGGUUGUAAAGGAAACAACAUGGGGGAUUUCUGUGAGACACCUAUAGAAAGUGGUCCAAAACAAGGUGAAAACGAGACAGCACAAGAACCUGCCUCAACACCAGUGGCUGCAAUACUUGUCCCUGUGUUCACCAUACUCAUCAUCAUCAUCAUCGGCACUGUGAUUGUACUCGUCUUUAGACACAGAAAGUAUGAAUACAUUAUACUCAAAGAAGGUUCACUGGUAGCACACACGGAAGUGAGCAGUUAAAAUACACAGUCGUAAAAUCACAAGUAAAGAAAAACACUGCCACAAGUUUACCCAAUGUUUACUAGAUACUGCAAACAAUACACAAGCAACAACAUACUGAGAAGCAUUGCGAGAUAGCUUAACACUUCCAGUCAUAAACGGAUUGUUUCCUAAUUCACAAAAAAAAAAUGGGCAUUUCUAAUGUCAAAGUGUAUCGGUUCCUGCAGUGACAUUGUUCCUUUGUACUAUUUUCUCUGGAUGAAUUACUCCCUAUACACUCGGGUUCAACCACGGAUAGCAAUUAGAACAUUUCAAACGUAUUUCAACCAUAAAAAAUCACCUACAUAGUCACCACCUACCUAUAAUGUACCUGAAACCACCAUGUGAAUAGAAACCCUCCAAAAGUGACAUAGUGUCACCAGAGCUUACUCUCAGAGUCCUUUUCCCACCAUGACCAAGUCGAGGCUGACUUCAAAUCUCCCAGCCAGCCAGUCACAGCUCAGCACACAUCCUCAGGCAACCCCAGGGGUCCAUUUUAGGUUACAGAUUGUAUAUCUUCACUUCGCCUCAACUAUACCAUGGGGGUCCUUUCAGGGUUGCAAAACGUUCAUUACACAUGAUUUGCCAAGAACCUUUCAAUGAUAAGAUACUUAUAUUCUACUGCUCGAGGCCAUAAACCAUGGCUUGUGAUGUGUGAACACUGCGUAUGUUACAUCCGUAGUUUCUAAGGGCUCAGUCACACAUGCAGGAUUUUUACUGCCGUCUAGGACUAUUCACGAUUAAAAUUUGUCAA
This is a messenger RNA of Haliotis rufescens (red abalone), 1455 nucleotides long. Its product is annotated as scavenger receptor class F member 1-like. The record is from RefSeq and is a predicted model, not a curated record. The coding region runs from base 165 to 683 and encodes 172 amino acids. The transcript is spliced from 3 exons. NCBI's taxonomy places the organism in Eukaryota, Metazoa, Mollusca, Gastropoda, Lepetellida, Haliotidae.